AUGUCCAACAGCAGCUCCAUCACUGAAUUCCUCCUCCUGGCAUUCACAGACACACGGGAGCUGCAGCUCUUGCACUUCUGGCUCUUCCUGGGCAUCUACCUGGCUGCCCUCGUGGGCAACGGCCUCAUCAUCACUGCCAUAGCCUGCGACCACUGCCUCCACACCCCCAUGUACUUCUUCCUCCUCAACCUCUCCCUUCUCGACCUUGGAUGCAUAUCCACAACUCUCCCCAAAUCCAUGGCCAACUCCCUCUGGGACACUAGAAGCAUCUCCUAUCUGGAAUGUGCUGCACAGGUUUUUUGCUUUCUCUUCUUCAUGUCUGCUGAGUAUGCUCUCCUCACUGUCAUGGCCUAUGACCGCUACCUUGCCAUCUGCAAACCCCUGCACUAUGGGACCCUCCUGGGCAGCAGAGCUUGUGUCCAUAUGACAGCAGCUGCCUGGGGCAGUGGCUUUCUCAAUGCUCUGCUGCACACUGCUGAUACCUUUUCACUACCCCUCUGCAACGGCAAUGCUUUGUCCCAGUUCUUUUGUGAAGUCCCCCAAAUUCUCAAGCUCUCCUGCUCACAUGCCUAUCUCAGGGAAAUUUGGCUUACUGUGGUUACUGUCUGCUUAGAUUUGGGGUAUUUUGUUUUGAUUGUGGUGUCCUAUGUGCAGAUCUUCAGUGCUGUGCUGAGGAUCCCCUCUGAGCAGGGACGGCACAAAGCCUUUUCCAUGUGCCUCCCUCACCUGGCCAUAGUCUUCCUCUUUGUCAGCACUGCUACGGUUGUCUACCUGAAGCCCCCCUCAUUCUCCUCCCAUAUCCCAGAUCUGGUGAUGGCAGUUCUGUACUCAGUGGUGCCUCCAGCAGUGAAUCCCAUCAUCUACAGCAUGAGGAACCAGAACCUCAAAGACGCACUGAAGAAGCUGAUUUUUUUAACUGUCUCUAAGCAACAUUAA
This is a messenger RNA of Opisthocomus hoazin, 936 nucleotides long. Its product is annotated as olfactory receptor 14A16. The record is from RefSeq and is a predicted model, not a curated record. Gene Ontology annotation, molecular function: olfactory receptor activity; G protein-coupled receptor activity. Lineage: Eukaryota; Metazoa; Chordata; Aves; Opisthocomiformes; Opisthocomidae. Gene Ontology annotation, cellular component: membrane. Gene Ontology annotation, biological process: G protein-coupled receptor signaling pathway.